ACGUCCAGUUGUGUUGAAUGAAUGAACGGCCAACACCCGAAUCACGUCCGCACAGCUGCAACAACGGUGGACGCUCUUCCGAUCGUCAAAGAGAGUUUAUUGGGUCGUCGACGUCAACAACAACAACAACAACGUGACGAAGAUGGUGGUCGUCAUCAAAAGAUGAUGGCCAUGUUGACGAUGCGCCAGCAGCCGAAAUGUCAUCGUUUACCUGCAACACCAUCAAACAUUCCAACGAGGCCAGUUCGCAAUAAUUACGUCGAGCGGCUCUGUGUCCAACUGCCUCCGUCCCUGCAACAACAAGAACAACAACAACAACAACAACAAAGAGAGUCGAGUCGCUUCAUACGUGAAGAUGAUGUUCUACGUCUGGUCAUCCACGUUGAAGAGUCGCAACCGGAUGAGGAAGAAGAAGAAGAAGGGAAGGCUUCGUUGAAUAGCGACGAGCAUCAUCAAGCGAAUCGCCGGAAACACAUUGGACGGCGACGUUCCGCUUCCGAGUCAAGCGGAGGAGGCACACGAGAUUCUUUGGCUUCUCAUUUAGUCGGCCGGAUGUCAUCAGACGAAGACGACGUGGCUCACAAAAAGAGAGAAGCCGAUCGAUUGAGUCAUGCCGGCAUCCGCUCAACCAGCCCAAGGUCCAAUGCCGUCAUCAAAGAAUUCCGACGCAGUUCCGAAUUGUUGCGUAACAUUUUACUCAGUCUGUCGGCCUCGUCGGUCAGUAGCAGACGAUCUUCCGAUGGGUCCACCGUUAGUAGUAUUAGCACCGCCGUUGCUCCGUCACACGUCGUCGCACCUCCGCCACAACAGCAGCCGAUGAAUGCCGAAUCGACCUACGUCAGCGCUUUGCAGGCUCACCGGAAGCGACGCUGGGCCGUCCAUCCGCAACCAGAGGCGGCCAACGUUGAACCUACGACGGCCGGAUCGUCUAGUUUGAUGUUGUUAUUUGAAGCCAUCGCCUCGUCGAACUGGACGUGGACGUGGCACGUGCUGGAGAGCGGGUUGGUGACGGACGUCAACGCUCCGCUGAACGACACGAACGGCUACACGGCGCUGCAUUGGUGCGCCGUUCAGACGCCCGUCCCGUGGCCGGCCGUCUUCCUUUUAUUAGAGCACGGAUGCAAAGUGGAGCAACGCGAUAAAGACGGCACUCAGCCCGUCUUCCUCUUGCCCAAUUUGCCCAGGGUUCAGCAACAGCUCGUCAACGACGCCUUGGACUACCUGAUCCGCGGUCAAGAUUCAGCAACUGGUGCCGCAGGCGAACGUCGAAGCGAAGCCGAUGGAGACAACGAGGCCGACGUGGACGAGGAUGGCCGCCGAUGGACGUCGACGUCGUCGACGAUUGGCGCCGCGUCCGUAGGAGGAGUCAACAACAUUUUGCGUCGUUUGCAACAAAGCGCCAUCAUUAACCAGGCGGGUCAUUAUCUUCACCAACAUCACCCUCACCUGCUCGUUAACAAGAAAUCGCAAGAGUCUAACGUUUCGCCAUCUGGCCUCGUGUCGGGUUCGACCGACUAUUGCGAUUCAUUUGAAAUCACUUCCAUUAAGUUGGCUGAAUUAAGUCAUCAAACGGCGUGCACGACGACGGCCAUGAAUAAUGAGCAGCCAGAGGUGGCCGUCAAUGCCAAUCACUCGACGUCUUGGCCGCCAAACGAGCAACAAACGACGACGACGCCCAAAAGGGAAGAAGAAUGGACUCAACGUCUCGUCCGUUCGCUGUCGGUGCUCGUCAAAAUGGCAGCCAAUGCCGAAUGUUUGCCAUUGAUCCUUCCUUCCUUAUCGGAACACGUGGGCGUCUUUGUGCGGGCCCUGCAGGAUACCAGCCACCUCCCUUGCCACUCGAUGAUGUCUGCCUUUCUUCACAAUCUUCUGAAGUCUGCGUUGGAAACGGCCGCCGGUCCGUCGGGAACAAAAGAUUACCCGUCAAUGGAUUCGGCUUUGAGCAAAUUGCUGCAGGUGGGCGUCGAGCUGUUGGCCGGGACGCACAGUGUCCAAUUCACUGCGCUCGUCUUCAUCAACAAAAUAAUUGACGUGUCAAUGGCCGCGUCCGUUGCUCAUCGACGUCAUCGUCUGGCCGACAAGACGAAACGGCCCAAACGGCACAGGAGAAACAACAAUUGGAACGCGACGACCAUCAAAGUGCCAUCGGCCGUCCAUUGGACGGGCAAAAAUGCAAAGACAUUGACGCCUCGUUGUUCGUUUUGGAAAGAAAUGAUUCAACAACAAGAGGCGAACGCUCCGCCUAAUAAACUUGUCCAUUCGAACGGCGUGAAUACCGUCAUUCAUUUGUUGUCGGAAAAAGUCCACGCCGGGACGGUGUUGAGUUUGGUGUUGAACGCCAUCACGUUGCACCGUCGUCUGGUGGUGGGCCAGCAUCAGCACGAGAGCAGCCGAUUCCGGUGCACGCCCAGCCUGCGCAUCCGCCAAUGCAGCCAUCACUGUCUGCAGAUUUUGAGCGCCCGUCUUUUGUUGUACAUGGCCGGCUCGUCUGCUUUGUCCAGGGACCAGCUGAUGGCCGAGGCUCAGCUGCGCAUGAUGGUCGAAGCUUUGGAUUACACGUUGGAUCCUCAACUUCUUUGUCUCGUCAUCCAAACGGUGGCGCUCUUGGCUCUGCAUUUUCCGUACCAGCGGCUGUUGCUCAGUUCCGGCAUCCCGGACGCUCUGGCCCAGCUGGUCCUUCCGUCGGACGAGUGGUACUACACCAACCACACGACGCGUUUCUCUCGGAUCGUCAAACACCACGCGGCCCGGGCUCUGGUCUACCUGGGACUGGCCCGCUGUCUCGGCCCUCGCGUCUCCCUCUUUGAUUUUCAAGGAUCGGCGGGCGAAUGUUGGUCAGAAGGAACGUGUUCUUCUCCGUGCUCCCAACAGCUGGCGUCGAGCAUCAACGAAACAGCCGAAGACAGUUAUGUUAUGCAAAUGUUGACUAGCCCAUCGUCGGUUGUCGCUUAUUCCGCUUCUCCUGCGCUCAAUCGGACGGUGGCCAUCAGUCCGGAAGAGGUGGCCAUGCGGAUGCUCGACUACCACACGGCGGGAGACGAGGACGAAGUUGGCAAAGUGAUGACUUUAAACAGUCUGCCCGUCCUUAUCGAUCCCAUCAUCGUUUUGAGGUUGUUGCAUCACUGGAUCUUGUCACGCAAAAUCGUCCAUCAAAUCCAUCAGCAGCAGCGCCAACCUAAACGGCCGGUGCUCGUCCGUCGUGAACUUUCAUUGCCCGCCGAUGAGCGAAUCAUUUCGCGACUUGAAGCCCAGCUACUACCUCACGUGGACAUUUCGUUUGCGGACGAAGAUGACGGAUCGACUGAAGAGAUUCGACCGGCCGUCUCGAUCAUCCAACAAAAAGAAUCGAAACAAAUCAAUAAAGAAGACGAGAAGGAGGAAAUGAGUGCGAAACAAGAGACGAUCGCGAAGACGGGCCGUUUUAAUCCGACGGAAGCCAUUUUAGCCACGAUGCAAUUAUUGCCUCUUCCCUGUGCCAAAGUCAUGGCUGGCCGUGGCCAGCCUCUCGUCUUCAUGACGCCCGGCGACAUUGCCGCCGGCCAGCAGCAAAAGUCGGAAAACAACUUGGCCGCGUUGGCCAUGCGUCGCAAAUCCAAAUCGCAAAUGGGCCUCAACGACCAGCAAAGAUCUGACUCCAAAUCGCCGGCCGCUACGGCCCUGUCCGUCCGCCCCGAUAGGCCGACCAGCGGUGUGUGCAAUCAGCUGGACGAACUGCGUUCGUUUCAGCGCCAAUUGCAAAAUUUCCCGAGUCUGAGCGAAUUGCGACGGCACCCGUUGGUCCCGUCUCAACCCAACCGGCUGGCCACCACCACUUGCUCUUACUCGAAUAACAGACGCUCGCUAUCGCCGGCCUCGUCCAGUCGCUGGUUCGUGGCAUCCGAGCAACGCCAGGCGGACAAGGAAGACAAUGGUAGGAAAGCAGAGCCAUCUGUUGUCCAACAAGCGUCCAUGUCCCCCGUCAGUCGAUCGACAUCGCCGUCCAGCAGCAACGACGAGUGCCGCUCUGCUGCUGGACGGCAUCAGCACAACACAGAGUCGCACGCGCUGGCCAUUCUCCACAUUCUGCAGGAAUCGAUGGAACAAGGCAUUGUGAAUGUGCGUUCCAGCGAAACGAUAUGCCGCGAGCUGGACGAGAUGCUGGAAUCGAUCAAGACGGCUGCAACGCAUCAUAAUAGUACGGACGGUGGCGCCAGUAACGAGUCGUCGGACAGCGUCGUUGGUCGUCAAGUGGACGACAUCCGAAACCGAUUCAUCUCUCCCUUGCUGGACGGAUACAAGGGAGCCGAUAGUGCCGAGCUUGUUGUCGACGCUGAAUACCAUCAGUUGCAGCGAUUGGUGACGACGGGGGCUCUGCCGUGCAGCAAAGAAGAGGCCGCCUCCCUGGCCGCCAUCCAGCUCCGCUUACAAGAGUGUUUGCCCAGCAUUAAAUUGGCCAGCUCUAAAUUCUCGUCUCAACAGUCGUGCAAUCCGCAACACAAUCAGGAAAGCGCAACAAGACUGGCCGGUACGGUGCCAGAAGCAGCCGGCCAGCUGCUUCAUCCGCCCAAAAGAGAGGACGCUGUUGCUGAAACGGUCCGUUCUUGUGACGACUUGCUGUUCCAUUCGGUCACUGAUUUAGCCAAUAGGGGCCGUUUCGGUACGUCCGUCCCCACUCGACAACAACAACAACAACAACAACAACAACAACAACGAAGACGGCCAUCGAUCUUCCGUCGUUGUUACUCGACGGAGAGCAAUGCCAUCGUGGUGCCCAGUUGGUUCUCUUCUUCGUUUGGCGCACCUUCCACACCACCGGCUACCGGAUCGACGGAAUUAUUGGCCAGCAACAACAGCUCCUAUUCGCUGGCCAAUCCCGUCGGCAAUCAGGCCGAUGUGUGCGUGUCUCACGCGUUGGUCGACUGUCUUCCGCCUUAUUAUUGGGAGGCCAAACACAUGCCCCGCCUUGUCAAAGAGACGAAAAGGAAGUUGUUCCAUUCGUCCGUCUACGAGUCGGAGGCUCAACUGAAACGACUUUACGUCCAGACGUGCCAACGAUUGCCGGCCUUCAAUUGUCACCUGUUUCACGUGCGCGAGAUUAUCAGCAAUUUGCAUACCAAGAAGAAGUCGAAUCGGCUUUUGGCUCUCGGGCCGUCGUCCAUCUCGCUGCUGGAUAGCAAGACAAGGAUGCUGGCCAAAUCCCAGUCGACCAGCGAUCUCAUGCAGUGGCAAUUGGGCGGCGGUCGAUCGCACGAUCGAGUGACGUUUGAAUUUCGCGCCACUAGAUGGAACGUUGUCGUUCCGUCGCCUUCGUCAUUGCAAGAUCUCGGCGCCGCCCUUUGGGAUCUUCAACAGCAUCUCAAUCCGGCGUACACGGACGGAUCGGACGCGACGCCACACGAGAACGUCAAUCGAACGGGCUCUUCUUCCCUACCGCGCCGGAUGCUGGCCUUACCGCCGUCCUUCCCGGACGAGCUCAACAUCCUGCAAAGGCUGUUGCCCUUCCCGGAGGAGGUGGCGCUCAAAUUGACGGAGAGCUAAUUUGAACUGUUCAACAGCGGCCCGCCCAUCAACUACCUCUGUCACUACACCACAGAUCUCACCGCCCGUCACCACCAAGCCUCGAGCGCUACCCACCAAACAGCGUCGCAGGCCAACGCCCAACCGGCCGCCAAUGGAGUGCCUUCCCUCAUCCAUCGUUUCAAUGAGGUGAGUUCAUGGGUGACGCAUCUGAUCGUCUCGCCGCCCAGCCACGAUGAACGCAAAGCCGUCCUCUCCUGUCUCAUUCGGACGGCCGUCAUCUGCUGGAAUUUGGGCAACUUUCACGGAGCCACCGAGAUCGUCGUCGGGCUCAGAUCGGACAAGUUGAAACCGUUUUGGCUGUCCAUCACCGAAAAGGAGAAAUUACCUCAACUGGAUUUCUUGGCCGGCGCCCUACUGUCGAGACAAACCAGCGCAGAGUACAGACGGGCCCUGGCCCGCGCUCUUCGAACCCCAAACAGCCGCGUCGUCCCUUUUUUCGGCGUCUUCAUCCGAGACCUCAAAGCCACACUGUGUCAAAAUCCCAGCAUCAUCGUCGUCUCCUCCAACGACAAUGCCGUGCCCAUCUUGAGACACCUGUCCGAGAUCGGACGAGAGGAUCAAUUCUUAGCCUUUCAUGGAACGGGCGGACUUUUAAACGUCGAUAAAAUCAGGGCCGCUCAAAAGGUUUUGGAGAAGAUCGCUCGUUAUCAAUCGGAGAAACGGCCAAAACGGACCGAUCAAAGUUCCAGCGGUCAGUGUUCCAGCAGUGACAGUUGUUCAGACUCUGCCACGAGCGACGACGCGUCCAAACGCCACAGGCAAGGGUCGUCGGACUGGUCGGAGCGAUGCCUCCGCCAACCCAAAACUGGAACGGAUCAUCGUGUGACGUUGUUCGACUUGUGCGGCCACAACGGCCUCGACUUGAGGACGGUGAAAGUGUUGACCAACGGCACGACAGUCAUCCACUGCGAAGCCGACGGUUCCAGGGGAGUGCCCGUCUUAUUGCGCCUGGAGCGCAGUCACGGCACUCUGACGUGGAGCCGAACGGCCUGGAACGGCGGCAACGUUGUCAGCAGCAGCAGCAGCAGCAGCAGCAACAGCUCGGACAGUUCAUCUCUGUUCGCCAAUCCCGACGUGGACAUUACGGCCGGACUCAAACUGAAGUACGCCCUGGGUAAUGGCCCGUCGCCCUUAACGGCCGGUGCUGGAGGCAUGGGCGGUGCCAGCGAUGGCGAAGUUUGCGGCGGAGGCAUCGAAGAAGGUUACCUGGACGUCGCAGCUCUCAAAGAAGUGGCCCUUUCGUGCCGGGAAGGCGAUUUCAUCUCCAUCGCCCGUCGUCACGCCAUUCCGACGUUAGCCGACGGCCCUUGGUGCAUUUCGUUGGUGUACGGACGCAAUUUGAGCGACAAUCGAGUCACGGUCUUUGUGUGUCCGCCUCUCGUUGCCCGCCAUUGGGCCUCCUUUUUCCAGGUGGCACUUCAGGCCGUCCGCCGGCAACAAAAUGGCGGCGAUCGGCGGCUCUUUUGGCUCAAAGAGCAAUACCUUCAACUCUAUUACAUGAAUGGCGCGUGCAGUGGACCGAGGCAGUCGGACGUGCUCAAACUGUUUGGCGGAAGGGACGUGUUCCAGCAGCAUCUGGCCCAAUCGGCUGGACUUGGAAGUGGCAACCUGGCCACGGCUGAAAUGGCUGGCCGAGGAAGUCCAGCCUCUGCGCACAAGAAGAAACGUUCCAUCGCUGGAAUAGCUCUGGUCAAAGACAAGACGUUGCUCAGUUAUCCCAGUUCGCCCGUCUCCGGGGCGGCCAACACGAGCAACAACGACAUCUGCUUGCCGUGCAUGACCAGCCCGAAGAACCGCAGGUUGGAAUGGGCGACGUCAUCCGCCAAUGAAACGAUGGAAAGCUUUGGCUCUUCCGACAGCCUGGACAUGCUGUCCGUUGUCCAGCGGACGCAACGCGCCAACACCGUGACCGCCACGCCUAGCGGAGCAACAGGAGCAACAGAAUUUGCCAGCCAAACGUAUUUCCUGCCCGGCAGGAACGACAACACGAAACGAUUGACUUUCCCAGAGACGGUCAGUUUGUUCCAGUCGUUCAACAUCGGCAUGCGCAAAGAUCUGAUGGAUUUGUUUUGCGAAUGGUCCAUUCCGACUCCUGCCAGCAUCAACAGAACGGGCGGAUCGUCUCCAUUAAUGGGUGGGAGACAAGCAACGCCAUCUAACGGCAACGUGUUCAACGAACUGUCGAGCGCUCUGGGACGAGUGAUCACGGCCACUAAUUUAAUGCAGUUCAUGGAAACGCAGCAACACGAAUCGUGUUCAUUCGAAUCGGCCAAGGAAUUGAUUCUGCGCUUUGAGACGGACGCCGUCUUGCGAUCGAGCGGUCCGUUUCUCUCCUACGAAGGAUUCGCCGCUUUCAUGAGCGACGCGGCCAAUUUCGGUUUCCGCAGCGAGCACUUGGUGCCCAGCGAGGAGGACAUGCAGUACCCACUGGCCCAUUAUUACAUCGCCUCGUCUCACAAUACUUAUUUGACGGGCCAUCAGCUCAAAGGUGAAUCGUCCGUCGAGUUGUACAGCCAAGUGCUGUUGACGGGCUGCCGCUGCGUCGAGCUGGACUGCUGGGAUGGCGACGACGGCCAGCCGAUGAUUUACCACGGCCACACUUUGACGACGAAAAUUCCAUUCCGUUCCGUGGUGGAGGCGAUCCAUCGAUCGGCCUUUGUCACGUCUCCUUAUCCGGUCAUCCUCUCAGUGGAGAAUCACUGCUCGGUCCAGCAACAAGCCAAGAUGGCCCAAAUCUUCCAGUACGUCUUCGGUGACCGGCUGGUCUCGCGCUUCCUCUUUGAUUCCGAUUUCUCCGACGAGCCUCGUCUGCCCAGUCCGGCCCAGCUGCGUUAUCGCAUCCUCGUCAAGAACAAGAAAUGGCACGCGGAAAUUCCGCCCAUGGUCGCCACUCUUCCGUCGACAGUCAACGUCGUCAACGUCGUCAACGGCCAAACCAAAGUUGUUCCAGGACGGCCGAGGACAGUGACCGAAGCCAGGCCUUGUCCAGCUCGAGCUGGAAGCGUAGCCUCGUCAACGGUGAGUGGGGCCGGCUCGUUGAGUGGCGACGUCAGCGAUAACAACGACGACGACGAUGCGGAUCAAAUGGAUUACCCGACCCGAACGCAAAUGCUGGGCGAUCAUUUCGCAGUGGCCAGCAGUUACGGAGGAUCGUCCGAAGCGUCCGCACCUGGCACUCCUCAAUUAGCCAAUUGGAACAACACGCACACGCCGACGCAUCGGGCCAGCUCCGACACGGAGAAGAGAAGGAGACGGCCGGCUUCGGUCCCGCUGCGCAAAUCGCUUUCGCAAGGCGGAGUCCCCGAAGCCGAUCAAGUUCAUCCGUCGCGAGGGGCAGGUGCCAAUGGCGGAAGCACGUGCAGUCCCGGCAGCCUGGAAGAAGAUUUAUUGAACGACAAUGGCCAAAGCGUCGGUUCCAAAGUGAACACGAAGAAAUCGGCCAACGUCGGCGGAAGUCAAAUAGCCAAGGAGCUGUCCGAUUUAGUUAAUUAUUGCCAGGCCACGAAAUUCAGAGGUCUGCGCUGUUUGCCUUCAACGUCCGUCGGUGUCCGUCUCGCUAGCGGUCCGCUCAAGUUGGGGACGUCUCCGUCCAACUUGUCCCGCAAGUGUCGCCAUCCAGUGUUCGAAUGUUGCUCUAUUAACGAAACGACAGCCAAAAAAUUGUGCCGCAAGCAGCCGACGUCCAUUUUGUACCACACGGAAACGCAAUUGUUGAGGACGUACCCGGCCGGAAUGCGGAUCGAUUCUUCCAACUUCAAUCCGGUGCUUUUCUGGUCGUUUGGCAUUCAAAUGGUGGCGCUCAACUACCAGACGGAAGACGCGGCCCUACACCUCAACACGGCCCUUUUCGAACAGAUGGGCAAGUGCGGAUACGUCCUCAAGCCGGCCCUGAUGCGCGACCGGGCGCACGUCAUGUACCGACGCUUCAACCCCUGGGGCAAGGAAUUCGACGGCCUUCACGUCCUCCACGUCAACUUGACUCUCAUAUCCGGACAGUACGUUUGUCCGGCCAAUCCGUCGGCCGGCAGUCCGUUGCUGGACGUGGAAAUCGUCGGCAUUCCAGCCGAUUGCGUCAAACACAAGUCGAAAAUGGUCCAGCGAAACGGCAUCAAUCCCGUCUUCCAGGAUAAAUUCCGCUUUACGGUCCUCUUCCGCGAUUUGGCUUUCCUCCGGCUGACGGUGACGGACGUGGCUUCCAAUCACGUCACGGCCCAGCGUGUCAUUCCCAUCAACUAUCUGAGGCCGGGCUAUCGGCACGUCCGAUUGAACAACACGCAAAACCAGCCGCUGCCGCUCUCUUCUCUUUUCAUCCACACGAAAUUCGAGGAGGAAGGAUACGACGUCAUUCACGGAAGUGCCAAAGCGACCCUUCCAUCGUUGAACGUCCCCCUCAUCCCGGGCAACGAGCUGGACUCUGCCGCCGAUGAAGAUCGAAGUCCAACAGCGCUGACCAGUCCCAGUCAGGAGGAGAAUCCCGACGGGCCGGGAGGAGCCGUCAAACGGCGAAUGUUCUUCCUCAUCGUUUACGGCGUCCAGAAUGUGGGCGGAACGGGAGCCCAGGGUGUUGCGCCCAGCCGGAAUGAAGAAGAGCCUUAUGUGAUUCUCAAAGUGACGCAGGAUUGCACGUCCGAGACGGUCAUCCGCAAAGCAUUGAGCAAACUCCCGUCGGCGGCCAGCGCCACGCCCGUCCACCUCCAGUUGCACGACUACCUUUUGCUGGAGGAAGUCAAUCGCGGAUGGGAGCCGUCCGACAGACUUUUGCCACCUUUACAGAGGAUUUUGGAUGCCCAAGAACGGCCACUAGAAGCGCAGGCCAAAUGGCGAGGAGAAGGCCGGUUCAUCUUACGCCGCAUUGGAGAUGAUCCAAGUUCUAGGGCGUGGCUUUCGUCCAUUCUCAAUUCCAACCAGAAAAUGAAAUCUCGCAAGAUUAGUAAAGUGGCCGUCCGUCCGGAAUCGUGCAAAGUGGAAUUGAAAGAACGCAGCCGCUUGGAGGACGAAGACUCUGGUGAUGAAGAUGACAACGAUGAGGAUGAAGAUGACGAUGAUGUUGGAUUAGCCGAAGAAGAAGAAGAAGAGGAAGAAGAAACGUUUCUUGUCUGCGUUCAUAAUGUCUCACCGGAAAUUCCGUACGCCAUUCUUAAAGGCCGCGUGACCGACACGGCCAAAGACAUUCUUCUCCAGGCGCUGCUCAAGGCGAGAAAACCACACGAACUGGAACGUUACGUUCUUGUUGAAGAACGUGAUUUAGGUCCAUCUUUGGGCCGGCAUCGUCGCGUCCUUCGUGACGACGACAAUGUGCAUCAGGUUCAAGCCAGAUGGACCACCUUGGGCCGUUUCGUUGCUGUUGAACGAGGCAGGAUAAGAGCGCGCAACGGGAACGUUGACUGGAACGACAAAGUUGGUCCAACGACGCCGGAUAUGAAUAGGAAUAAAACGGGCGCCAUGCUCCGAGCGUCUCUGUUCACCAGACGAUUACAACAGAGCACGAAAAAUUCAAAACUGCAGGUGAAGGAGAUGUACAGCGAUCCUGGAUUAGGUCAGAGUGGCCGAUCUCGUGAGCGGAUUCGAUCGGAUUCGAGUUUGGCACGCGACGGAGUUCAACCGACCAGCAGCAACGUCCAUCCAAUCAAGAGUCCGUCUUCUCGCGAUACGCUCAGCAGCCUGGAACAGUUUUCUCCGCAGCGGACGGCCUACUCUGAAGGCGAAUGGAAUGCGGAUGACACGGACGCCGAUGCCGACAGCGGCGGAGGUGGAGGAGGGAACCAGGAUUGGGAGUUGCGCUCCACUGUCGCCAAAUUGAAGAAAAUGUCACUACGAACGUUCCGUCUCUGGCGAUGAAUCACCCACAAUCUUCGAUUAGAUCUCACGCCCUCCUUUGUGUAAUAACGUCGUCUGUUAUAGGAACAAUGUUCUUGUUUACAUCGAGUCCUAUUGACUUGGACCGUUUUGAUACUGUACACCAUCUUCUUUUGUUAGUCCUUUCGUUCCAGUUGCUUUUGUUUCAAAACACGUUUCUUAAUAAGUUGGUGAUUCUAGUCCAUUUGUCUGAUUGACCUCCUGUACAUAUUUUUUUCUUCGUCGAUGGACUUUGAAUAUUGCUGAUUCGUGCACAAAAAAUGUUUUUCAUGUUUGUCGUCCAUUUGCUUGAAGUUUUUCCCAUCUUAUUUUGCCAGGCGAUUUCGUGAUUACCUCAAUCAUGGAACGUGUAGAAGGAAGUGCCGUAAUUCCUUCCUUCUAGCAACCUGAGCAAACAUAUCCAAAUCAGUUAAAACUGUACAAUCCGAUAUUGUUCAUAUUUCUUCCCCUACAUUUUUGACUGGCCCAAUGAUCCCCUUUUUGUCGUCAUUUUGACAUGAAAAAAAUUGUGUUAUGUAUGCAAAAUGUAAAACUUAUUGACAAGAACGUCCAAAAUAAUAAGCUGAUUCAAAUGUCGGUUUCGUAUCUUACUAUGUAAAUCUCUCAGUGAGUUUCUAUAGUAAUAAAAUCGGUUUGCUAGCCA
This is a messenger RNA of Daphnia carinata, 12058 nucleotides long. RefSeq lists its product as uncharacterized. Gene Ontology annotation, molecular function: guanyl-nucleotide exchange factor activity; protein binding; phosphatidylinositol-4,5-bisphosphate phospholipase C activity. The record is from RefSeq and is a predicted model, not a curated record. Lineage: Eukaryota; Metazoa; Arthropoda; Branchiopoda; Diplostraca; Daphniidae. The transcript is spliced from 24 exons. Gene Ontology annotation, biological process: small GTPase-mediated signal transduction; phosphatidylinositol-mediated signaling; lipid metabolic process.